UCAGAGUUGUUGAAGCACCAUCAUGGCCUCACUUGGCAGAGUUCUGUCUGUGAUGAAUGCUGCUGCUGGUACAAUAACAUGUGGUUUUGAUCAUCAGUGGGCACAGGCAGUGGUCUGUUCUGCUCAUUUUAAAUAUCAAGUGUGCAGGUUUGCUACCUUGCGGCUCUCGGCUCUUCAUCUGCUGCGAGCCCCACCAGCUCCAGUCGCCACCUAUGUGCCCGGUCGCGUGACCCGGUCCCGGCGCCGCCCCCUCACCGGCUGCCCGCGCUGCCAGGCGAGCCGGCGGCCAGCCCGGACGCGCCGCAGCCGGGCAGCAAGCCGUCCACGCCCGUGUCGCCCAGCCCGGCCGGGUUCGCCGGCGGUCUGCCGGCGCUGCCCGGCCUGCCGGCGCUGCCCGGCUUGCCCGGCGCGGCCGGCCUCGGCCAGGUGGCGCAGAUCGGCCCCAUGGCGCCCUACAUGCUGCCCGGCAUGAUGGGCCCGAUGGGCGCGCUCGGCCCGAUGUCGGGCAUGCCGCUGGGCAUGACGCACACCGCCGGCCGGCCCCUCUUCCCGUCGGCGCAGGGCUCGUCGCCGACGCCGCUGAGCAGCACCGCCGCGUCGCGCUCCACCUUCCCGGCGUACAGCCAGGCGGGCGCCGCUUCGUCCAAGGCGGGUGGCGCCACCACGUCCAGCUCGUCAGGCGGCGCGCGUCCGGCGCUGAUCCAGCAGGCGGCCGGCGCCACUAGCCGCAUUGUGCACCCGGACGAGGAUAUUUCGCUGGAGGAGAGCCGACUGCGGCUGCCGCGCUACCAGCGGUACCGACCGCGACCGGCAGCCUCGCCAGGCGUGGCAGCCGCCGCUGCCGCCGCUGCCGCCGCCGCGGCCGCAAACGCCGCCAACGCCGCCGCCGCCGCCAACGCCACCGCCCGCCCUGGCCGCCGAGCGUUCGCGUCCGCCCGCCCGUCCGCCCGCCACGACCACAUCGUCCAGCGUUAA
Molecule: messenger RNA, 975 nt
Organism: Pollicipes pollicipes
Lineage: Eukaryota; Metazoa; Arthropoda; Thecostraca; Pollicipedomorpha; Pollicipedidae
Product: BUB3-interacting and GLEBS motif-containing protein ZNF207
Exons: 6
Coding region: 445-975 (176 amino acids)
Source: RefSeq, a predicted model, not a curated record